CUAUGCAUAUCUCCUCCAGUCUGCCUCCUGACACACAAAAGUUCCUUCAAUUUGCUGAAACUCAUCGAACUGUGUUAAACCAGAUCCUACGUCAGUCCACCACCCAUCUUUCAAAUGGGCCCUUUGCUGUCCUUGUGGACUACAUCCGGGUCCUUGAUUUUGAUGUAAAGCGCAAAUAUUUCCGCCAAGAGCUACAGCGUCUAGAUGAGGGACUCUGGAAAGAAGACAUGGCUGUGCAUGUCCGUCGUGACCAUGUUUUUGAAGACUCCUAUCGUGAGCUGCACCGAAAAUCACCUGAAGAAAUGAAGAAUCAAUUAUAUAUAGUAUUUGAAGAAGAAGAAGGCCAAGAUGCAGGAGGACUGCUUCGGGAAUGGUACAUGAUCAUCUCGAGGGAGAUGUUUAACCCUAUGUAUGCCUUGUUUCGGACUUCACCAGGUGACCGUGUCACCUAUACCAUCAACCCUUCCUCCCAUUGUAACCCCAACCACCUUAGUUACUUCAAGUUUGUCGGGCGAAUUGUGGCUAAAGCUGUCUAUGACAACCGUCUUCUAGAGUGCUACUUCACUAGAUCCUUCUAUAAACACAUCCUAGGCAAAUCAGUCAGGUACACUGAUAUGGAGAGUGAAGACUACCAUUUUUACCAAGGCCUUGUCUACUUACUGGAAAAUGAUGUCUCUUCACUUGGAUAUGAUCUUACUUUCAGUACUGAGGUUCAAGAGUUUGGAGUCUGUGAGGUUCGGGACCUCAAGCCAAAUGGAGCUAAUAUUCUGGUAACUGAGGAGAACAAAAAGGAAUAUGUACAUUUGGUUUGCCAGAUGAGAAUGACAGGAGCAAUUCGGAAACAGCUGGCUGCCUUUCUAGAAGGUUUUUAUGAAAUCAUCCCCAAACGCCUUAUAUCCAUCUUUACGGAGCAGGAGCUAGAACUUCUAAUCUCAGGACUUCCCACAAUAGACAUUGAUGACCUAAAAUCAAACACUGAGUAUCACAAGUACCAGUCUAAUUCCAUCCAAAUUCAGUGGUUGUGGAGAGCUCUUCGCUCUUUUGAUCAGGCAGACCGAGCCAAAUUCCUCCAGUUUGUUACAGGUACUUCCAAGGUACCUCUUCAGGGCUUUGCAGCACUUGAAGGAAUGAAUGGUAUUCAGAAGUUCCAGAUUCACCGUGAUGACAGAUCCACAGACCGCUUACCUUCAGCUCAUACUUGUUUUAAUCAGCUGGACCUACCUGCUUACGAGAGCUAUGAGAAGUUACGCCACAUGCUGCUGUUGGCUAUACAGGAGUGCUCAGAGGGCUUCGGACUAGCAUAAUCCUAAGGGCUAUGCAGCACCACUCCCCACUGUUGUUAUAUUUUCUACUCUCAGACUUGGGGAAGGAAAGAAGAAAAAGGGAAAGUUUUACCCAAAAAAAAACCUUAUCCUAGAACACAAAAAACCACAGAAGAAAGCGUAACCAAUAAAUAAAUUAAACCAAGCUA
This is a messenger RNA of Vombatus ursinus (common wombat), 1471 nucleotides long. RefSeq names its product E3 ubiquitin-protein ligase HUWE1. Gene Ontology annotation, cellular component: Golgi membrane; nucleus. Bases 3 to 1304 code for a protein of 433 amino acids. The record is from RefSeq and is a predicted model, not a curated record. Lineage: Eukaryota; Metazoa; Chordata; Mammalia; Diprotodontia; Vombatidae. Gene Ontology annotation, molecular function: ubiquitin-protein transferase activity. Gene Ontology annotation, biological process: Golgi organization; proteasome-mediated ubiquitin-dependent protein catabolic process; membrane fusion. The transcript has 9 exons.